AUGGAUGGUAUUUUUUUGUUGUUCAUUCAACAAUGGCUCACCAUUACAUGCCACCUUUUCUUCUUCUUUCUUCUUCUGUUUUCUGUCAAUUCGGCUGUUUCAUCGUUUCAGCAACGACCCAAGAUCAGCGGUGUUGAUCUGGCGGCGCUGUCAGUCAUUAAAGACAGCCUGACAGACAUUCCAGGCUCAAGAUUCUUCUCCACUUGGGACUUCUCCUCACCGGAUCCUUGCUCCUCAUUCACCGGCGUCACGUGCGGUUUCGACGGUCGAGUCACCGUUCUCUCUCUCGGCACUGGCCUUUCCGUCUCCCCAGGGCUCGCCGGUUCACUCUCCCCUGCUCUUUCCAAUCUGACACAGUUAACCCAGCUCAUCCUCUUCCCUGGCCUCGUCACCGGUCCUAUCCCUCCUCAACUGGGUCAACUCACUGGUCUUCGAGUCAUUUCCUUGACCAACAACCGCUUAACGGGACCCCUACCAUCCUCCUUUUCCAGUCUCCCAUUCUUACACACACUGGAUCUUAGUUCAAACCGGCUCACCGGGUCCAUUCCACCGGCUCUCACAAAGCUUCCAUCCUUAAAAGUCCUGGUGCUGAGUUCGAACGAACUAACUGGCGAGUUACCAGCAACAAUGUCGGCGCAGCUAUUACACUUGGAUUUGAGAAAGAACAAGAUCAAGGGACCGUUGCCAGGGCUGCCGUCAACCCUCCGUUACUUGUCCGUAUCGGAGAACUCGAUGUGGGGUCCACUCAACGCCCUGGAUUCACUAUCCGAAUUAGUGUACCUCGACGUUAGCAUGAACCAGUUCAGUGGGCCCGUCCCCACUUCUCUCUUCUUUAAUCCCUCUCUCACCUCACUGUUCCUCCAACGGAACAAUUUAUCGGGUGGGCUCCCAUCGAUCAAGGUGGACCCCUCGGUCCAAUCCUACGGCGGCGAGGGAUCCGUUGUGGACCUGAGCCAUAACUCCAUCACGGGGGAGAUCACACCGUGGUUGGCUGGGGUGGAGACUCUCUACUUGAACAACAACCGUCUGAUGGGAUCGGUCCCGGAGGAGUACAUUAAGAGCGUGUACGACGGCACCACCACAACAUUGUACCUACAGCAUAACUACUUAUCUGGAUUCCCAUUAACUCAAGGCUUCACACUGCCUGAUACGGUGUCGUUGUGCUUGUCCUACAAUUGCAUGGAGCCGGAGGUUGGGAUAUUAGCCUGCCCGGUCAGUGCCGGAAGGCAGCCAUCAAGGCCGCAAUCGCAGUGUUCAGUAUUUAGCCAUCGCGGCUCAUCGGACUGAUAAUGGAAUUGGUGUAUAUGGUUAAACAGUUGUAAGCAACAUUAGUGUGUAACUUGUAUUACUACUAUACUAUCUUAUUCGUUUUUGUU
Molecule: messenger RNA, 1376 nt
Organism: Hibiscus syriacus
Lineage: Eukaryota; Viridiplantae; Streptophyta; Magnoliopsida; Malvales; Malvaceae
Product: LRR receptor-like serine/threonine-protein kinase ER2
Exons: 2
Coding region: 1-1287 (428 amino acids)
Molecular function (GO): protein binding
Source: RefSeq, a predicted model, not a curated record